Messenger RNA from Punctularia strigosozonata HHB-11173 SS5, 1374 nucleotides. RefSeq lists its product as uncharacterized. The record is from RefSeq and is a predicted model, not a curated record. The transcript is spliced from 3 exons. Lineage: Eukaryota; Fungi; Basidiomycota; Agaricomycetes; Corticiales; Punctulariaceae. Bases 1 to 1374 code for a protein of 457 amino acids. Gene Ontology annotation, cellular component: COP9 signalosome; cytosol.
AUGGACCAGAAACUCGCCCAGGUCGCCGCACUCUAUCAGAAGGACAAGGGCGCCGCCUACCAAGCACUCGUGAACGAUGUCUUUGCUACGACCAGUCAGCCAACGUUCUCUCGAGAUCUGCACGCUCUCGUGGAAUCGGUCGUCAAUCAAGAUAGCGUGGUUGUCGGCCGCCAGGUGCUCUCCGAGAUCGUGAAGAAGUUCAAGGACAUCUCGGACAGCGACCUACGGAAAAAGGUCGUCCAGAUUACCCUCGACGUCGUACAGCCGCGGCUAGUGAGCUACGAAGAGCAGGCGAGUUUGAUCGCGUCCGUGAACGCCCUGCGAUAUCAGUUGGCAGAAAUCCUGGAAUCGGAGGAGGAAUGGAGUGAAGCCGCACGAGUGCUCAUGGGCAUUUCGCUUGAUUCUGCCAACAGGACAGGCAACGACGAAGAGAAAUUCAAGCUCUACGUCUACAUCAUCCGCCUCCUCCUCGAAGACGAAGACUCCGUCCAAGCCGAGACGUACUAUAACCGCGCCGCGCUCCUUGUCGGCUCAUGCCAGGACAAGGCGACCCUCCUCUCCUUCAAGCUCUGCCAGGCCCGCAUCAUGGACUAUAGCCGGCGUUUCCUCGAAGCUGCCGCACGUUACCACGACCUCUCCUGGACAGGCGAGAUUGACGAGGACGAACGCCAGUUCAUGCUCUCCGCCGCCGUCACCUGCGCCGUCCUCGCCCCCGCCGGCCCAAACCGCUCCCGACUCCUCGCUUCCCUCUGCCGCGACGAGCGCACGUCCGAGCUCCCAACGCACAACAUCCUCUCCAAGAUGUUUCUCGACCACAUUCUCCGCCCGGCCGAAGUCAAGGAGUUCGAGAAGACACUCAAGCCCCACCAGCUCGCGAAGAUCUCGCUCUCGGUCAACGAGCGGCUCGCAGCCGCGGUCGAGGCUGAUGAUGACAACGACGAUGACAAAGAGCCCAACGUGAGCACGCGAAGGGGCCCGUCGACCGUGCUGGACCGCGCCGUGCUCGAGCACAACCUGCUCGCGAGCUCGAAAAUCUACAAGAACAUCACCUUCCGCGGCCUAGGUGCGCUGCUCGACCUCACCCCUGGUGCGGCCGAGACGAUGGCGCGCAAGAUGAUCGAGCAAGGACGUCUUAAGGCCUCGAUCGACCAGGUUGACAAGCUCAUAUGGUUCGAGAGCGAGCGCGAGGAAGACAAUGCCCAGGGCAAGGCCGGCGGCCUCGGCGAUGUCGAGCAAGAGGAGGAAGAUACCGGCGCCCCGUUCACCAAGCAAUGGGAUAUGCAGAUCCGCAUGACGGCCGCCAACGUCGAGUCCAUCGUGCAGCACCUCACCGAAAAGAGGGCUGCACGGCUAGCAGCGGCAUCUCAAGCCUGA